AUGACCAUCAACAACCGGCAUCUGCGAACCGAUCCCAGCAUCAGCAUCUACGGCUUCUGCUCGAACCGAGAUCCCCAUCAACCUCUGCGGCAUCUGCAAGGAGGCCAGUCCCCCAACCUCUGCAUCAACAGAACCAGUCCCAUCAACCUCUGCAGCAUCUGCAAGAGCCGGUCCCCAUCAACCCUGCAGCAUCACAGACAGUACGCAACCUCUCAGCAUCUACAAGAACCAGUCCCAUCCCACCUCUGCAGCAUCCAGAACCAGUCCAUCGCCUCAACAUCACAGAACCGGUCCCAUCCGCCUCAGCAGCAUCUCCGCAAACCCAGUCCAUCGCCUGCAUCUACAAACGGUCCAUCAACCUCCUGCAGCAUCACCAAACCGGUCCAUCAACCUCAUGGCACUGCAAGACCGGUCCAUCAACCUCUUAAACAUCUACAGGACAGUCCAUUCCACACUCUGCGCAUCCUGCAGAACCGGUCCACCAACCUCUCCAGCAUCAACAAAACCAUUCCAUCAACCCCCCAGCAUCUGGAACCGCAUCUACAGAACCGGUCCCAUCCAGCCUCUGCGCAUCUGGAACCAGUCCCACCAGCCUCGCGGCAUCUACAGAACCAGUCACCAUCAACCUCUGCAUCAUCUCCAGAACCGGUCCCAUCCAACCACUCUCCAUCACUGCAGAACCAAUCACACAACCUCUGCAGCAUCCACAAACCGGUCCAUCAUCCUCUGCCGAGAAUCUACAGAACCGUCCAUCAGCCACUGCAACAUCUACCCAGACCAGUCCCAUCAACACCUCCUGCAACAUCUACAGAACCAGUCCCCAACCACUGCGGCAUCUGCAAGACCAGUCCCAUCGAACCUCUGCGGCAUCUACCAGGAACCGGUCCUGCCAACCUCUGCAGCAUCCUGCAGGACCGGUCCAUCAACCUCUGCAACGUCUCAGAGCCGGUCGUCAGCCUCUGCGGCAUCUGCAGAGCCGGUCCCAUCGCCACCACUGCGGCAUCUCAGAGCAGUCACAUCAGCCUCUUCCGGCAUCUGCCAGAACCAGUCAUCAACCACUGCGGCAUCUACAGAAACAGUCCGCAUCAACCUCUGCGGCAUCUGCAGAACCGGUCCCAUCGCAUCUGCGGCAUCUGCAGAAGACCAUCGCUCUACAAACAGCAUCUACCAGAACCAGUACAUCGCCUCUGCAGCAUCUCAGGGUCCAUCAGCACUCGGCAUCUGCAGAACCAAUCCCGCUCAACCUCACCGGCAUCUACAGAGCCGGUCCCAUCAAACUGCGGCAUCUACAGAACCGGUCCCAUCAACCUCUCUGCAGCAUCUGCAGAACCCGCAUCUGCAGAACCGGUCCAUCCAACCUCUGCGGCAUCUGCAGACCAGUCCAUCAACCUCUGCGGCAUCCUGCAGAACCGGUCCAUCAACCUCUGCAACAUCGAACCGGUCAUCAACCUCUGCAGCAUCUACGAGAACCAGUCCAUCAGCCUCUGCGGCAUCUGCAGAACCAGUCCAUCAACCCUCUCUGGCAUCUGCAGCAUCUGCACGAAUCCAAGUCCAUCAACACUCACGCAUCUCCAAGAACCAGUCCCAUCGCCUCGCGGCAUCUACCAGAGCCAGUCCAUCGGCUCUCUGCGGCAUCUGCCAAAGAUCCGGCCAUCAAACUCAUCCGGCAUCUACAGAACAGUCCAUCAACCUCUCAAGCAUCUACAAAGACCAAUCCCAAACCUCUGCGGCAUCUCUGAGACAGUCCAUCAACCUCUGCGCAUCUACAGAACCAGUCCAUCGCCCUCUGCGGCAUCUAUCAGAACCGGUCCCAUCGCCUCUGCAGCAUCUACAGAACCAGUCCAUCUAACCUCCUCCGGCAUCUCUACAGGGUGUCAUCGCCUCUCAGCAUCUGCAGAACAGUCCACCAUCAACCUCGGCAGCAUCUCCAGAACCGUCCCAUCAACCUCGCAGCAUCUACAGAACCGGUCCAUCAACCUCUGCGGCAUCUACCACAGAACCACCGUCCAUCAACCUCUGCAGCAUCUACAGAACCAGACCCCAUCAACCCUGCGGCAUCUGCAGGCCGUCCCAUCAGCUUCUCUACCGCAGCAUCUGCAAGAACCGGUCCCAUCAACCUCUGCGGCAUCACCGGUCCCAUCUCGGCCUCUGCGCAUCUACGAACCAGUCCCGUCAACAUCUGCGGCAUCAGAACCGGUCCGCUCAACCUCUGCAGCAUCUCAGAACCGGUCCCAUCUUCUCUCUGCGGCAUCUACGAGCCGUUACCAACACUCCUGCACGCAUCUGCACGCAGGGCCGGUCCCUCGCUUCUGCGCUCUCCAGAACCAGUCCAUCAACCUCUGCAUCUGCAGACCAGUCCAUCAGCCUCUGCAGCAUCUACAGAACCGGUCCAUCAACCACUGCAGCAUCUCCAGAACCAGUCCAUCCAACACUCUGCGGCAUCUGCAGAACCAGUCCCAUCACCUCUGCAGCAUCUGCAGAACCGGUCCCAUCAACCUCCGCACAUCUGCAAGAAACCGGUCCCAUCAGCCUCUGCGGCAUCUGCAGAACCGGUCCCAUCGGCAUCUCUACCAGCAUCUGCAGAACCAGUCCAUCGCCUGCAGCAUCCCACCAGAACCAGUCCCACAGCCUCUGCAGCAUCUGCAAGAACCAGUCCAUAACCUCUGCAGCAUCUCGGAACCGGUCCUCAGCCUACUGCAUCUGCAGAACCAAUCCAUCUGCAGCAUCUCAGAGACCAGUCCCGCUCGGCCUCUGCAUCAUCUGCAGAACAGGUCCGCAUCCAGCAGCCUCUCAGCAGCAUCUCUGGAACCGGUCCCACAACCUCUGCAAUCUGCAAGAACCGGUCCCAUCAACUUCUGCAGCAUCCUGCAGAACCAGUCCCAUCCACCUCUGCAGCAUCCAGAGGCCAGUCCAUCAACCUCUGCAGCAUCUGCAGAACCAAUCCAUCAACCUCUGCAGCAUCACCACAGAACCCGGUCACAUCAACCUCCUGCGGCAUCCUGCAGAACGGUCACAUCACUUCUGCGGCAUCUGCAGAACCAUCCCAUCAACCCCAGCAUCUGCAGAACCGGUCAUCCCUCUGCGGCAUCCUGCAGGAACCGGUCCCAUCAACCUCUACAGCAUCUCAGAACCAGUCCCAUCAACCUCUCUGCGGCAUCUACCAGAACCGGUCCCAUCAACCUCUGCGCAUCUCAGAACCAGUCAUCAACCUCUGCAGCAUCACAGAACCAGUCCAUCAGCCUCCAGCAUCUACAGAACCAGUCCAUCAACCUCUGCGGCAUCUGCAGAACCAGUCCCACACGAUCCUGCAGCAUCUACAGAACCAGUCCAUCUCCUCUGCGGCAUCAGGGCCAGCCCAUCAACCUCUGCAGCAUCUACAGAGAACCAGUCCACCCAACCUCUGCGGCAUCUGCAGAACCAGUCCUCAACCUCUGCAGCAUCUACAGAACCGGUCCCAUCUCACUACUGCGGCAUCUGCAGAACCGGUCAUCAACCUCUGCGGCAUCUGCAGAACCAGUCCGUAACCUCUGCAGCAUCUCUGCAAGAACCGGUCCCAUCAACUUCUGCAGCAUCUCAGAACCAGUCCAUCCUUCUGCGCAUCCUGCAGAACCGGUCCCAUCCAACCUCACGGCAUCUACAGAACCGGUCCAUCAGCUUCUGCGGCAUCUACAGAACCGGUCCCCAUCAACCUGCGGCAUCUACAGAACCGGUCCACAUCAACCUCUGCGCAGCAUCUACGAACCGGUCCCAUCAGCCUCGGCAGCAUCUGGACGGUCCAUCGACACUCUGCGGCAUCUGCAGAACCGGUCCCAUCUCAACUUCCUGCGGCAUCUGCAGACCGGUCCCAUCAACAUCGCCGGCAUCUGCAGAACCGGUCACAUCAACACUCCGUCAUCUGAGAACCGGUCCCAUCAACCUCUACGCAUCUGCGGAACCAGUCCAUCAACUUCUUGCAGCAUCUACAGAACCAGUCCCGUAACAUCUCCUGCAGCAUCAACAGAACCAGUCCCAUCCGCCUCUCCAUCUGCAAACCGAACCACCAACCUCCGGCAGCAUCUACCAGAACCAGUCCAUCAGCCUCUGCAGCAUCACAGAACAGUCCCAUCCCAACCUCUGCGGCAUCUACAAGAACCCGGUCGCAUCAACCCUACAGCAUCUGCAGACCAGAUCCCACCAACCUCUGCAUCUGCAGAACCGGUCACAUCCUACUCUGCCAUCUACCCAGAACCGGUCCAUCAACCUCACCUGCAUCUCUGGAACAGUCCCACCAACCUCUGCAGCAUCACCAGAACCGGUCCAUCAACCCUGCGCAUCCAAACCAGUCCCCAUCAACGCCCACCAGCACUCUACAGAAAAAGUCCAUCAACCCUCUGCGGCAUCUACAGAACCGGUCCACAACCCCUGCUGCAUCUGCAACCGGUCCAUCAGCCUCCAAGCAUCUACAGAACCAGUCCCACAACCCCGCAUCCUGGAACCGGUCCCAUCAACACUCUACCGCAUCUGCAGAACCAGCCCAUCGCCUCUGCAGCAUCCCACAAAACCAGUCACAUCAACCUCUACAGCAUCUGCAAGAACCAGUCCAUCAACCUCUACAGCAUCUACAAACCAGCACAACCUCUGCAGCAAACCUCCUGCAAAACCAGUCCAUCAACCUCUGCGAACCAGUCCAUCGCCUCUGCGGCAUCUCUACAGAGCAGUCCAUCAACCUCGGCAGCAUCUACUGCAGAACCAGUCCCAUCAACCUCUGCGGCAUCUGCAGAACCAAUCAUCAACGCCUCUACAGCAUCUACCUACAGAACCAGUCCCCAUCAACCUCUGCAGCAUCCACAGAACGGUCCCAUCAGCACUCUGCAAGCAUCUGGAACCGGUCCCAUCAACCUCUACCACAGCAUCUGGAACUUCGGUCCCAUCAACCUCUACAGCAUCUACAAGAACCAGGUCCAUCAACCUUCUGCAGCAUCUGCAGAACCAGUCCCAUCGGCAACCUCUACGCGUCUACAGAACCAGUCCCCAUCAGCCUCUCGGCAGCAUCUGCAGAAACAGCUCCCACUUAACUCACCAGCCAGCAGUUAA
Homarus americanus (American lobster) is the source of this 5073-nucleotide messenger RNA. RefSeq lists its product as uncharacterized. Bases 1 to 5073 code for a protein of 1690 amino acids. The record is from RefSeq and is a predicted model, not a curated record. The transcript has 7 exons. Lineage: Eukaryota; Metazoa; Arthropoda; Malacostraca; Decapoda; Nephropidae.